This is a messenger RNA of Dermacentor albipictus, 1060 nucleotides long. RefSeq names its product epimerase family protein SDR39U1. Lineage: Eukaryota; Metazoa; Arthropoda; Arachnida; Ixodida; Ixodidae. The record is from RefSeq and is a predicted model, not a curated record.
AUUGUUACCGCGUGAAGCGCUGCAAGCUGCUCAGCGCCUGAAAUGUCGGCUGCUUGAAGUAAAACCGCAGGAUGGGCAUUGAAAGGGUAGUAAUUGGUGGUGGAACAGGAUUUAUUGGAGCAGCACUAAGAAAUGCCUUGAGUAAACUUGGUUAUGAUGUAAUGAUUGUGUCAAGGAAGCCUGGUGCCAAUGUGCUAACGUGGACUGACCUGGCAGAAAAAGGCCUUCCUGAGUGUGCAGCUGUUUUCAGCUUAGCGGGGCAGAAUGUCAUGGAUCCUUUGCGAAGGUGGACCCCUGGUUUCCGGCAGAAUGUCUAUGCAAGCAGAGUCGAAACAACAAAAGCGCUGGCUGAUGCUAUCCAAAAAAUGGAGAGCCCACCUAAAGCAUUUGUCUCCAUCUCAGGAGUUGGCUACUACAAGCCAGACCCUGUGAAGGAGUACACUGAGGAGAGUCCUGGUGGCGACCACGACUAUCUUGCCAAACUCUGCACAAAGUGGGAAGCAGCUGCUAAACUCCCACCUGAAGUGAAGUGCCGAACUGUCACUGUGCGGUCAGGUGUGGUGCUUGGCUCGAAUGGGGGCAUGGUCCAGCAGCUCUACUGGCCCUUCUUCUUCGGCCUGGGUGGGCCAGUGGCAAGUGGUACCCAGUUCAUGCCUUGGGUCCACAUCAGUGAUAUUGUUGGCAUUCUCAUUCAUGCCAUGAGCAAGGAAGGCCUCACAGGUGUUCUCAAUGGGGUUGCUCCACAAAUCGUUACCAAUGCGGAAUUCACCAAGGAGUUCGCACGUGCCAUGUGGCGGCCAGCACUGUUUCCACUGCCAAAAUUUGUACUGGAUCUGGCCUUUAGCCCUGAAAGAGCCACUAUGAUGACAGAAGGGCAGAAAGUGAUCCCAAAACGUACACUUGAGUCGGGCUACAAGUACAAGUUUCCUGAUGUGCAGUCUGCUUGCCAAGAUGUACUUCAGCGCAAGUGAGUGAGACAGCGCUCGCACAGUUUUCAAGCCAAGCUUUUUUUUCUUUGGCUUGCAGCAAAUCUUAAAUAAAGUUUAAUGUUUUCAUGGGA